AUGUCAUCCAAUUCCUCCUGCAAGGCUGGCGGCGAGUGGUGGGAGUGCCAACUGUCAGUUCCUACCUUCCAAGGCUGUUGUACGGUUAAUCCUUGCAACAGCAACGGUAGAUGCUCCCAAGACGAUUUGAGACCAGCGAGUUUUGCAUCGACUGGAAAGGAUGAUGACGAUAAGAGUCCUGCAAGCAAAGGCCCUUCAACUACCAUCUACACUACCGGUGUUGUAUCGAUUGUCUCCGAGGGUGGUGCAAAUGCACGCCCGACAACCAUACUCGUCACCACGACAGCUUCCUCGAACCCAUCUACCAUCACGACAUCCGUCACUCCCCAAAUCCCACAAGAUACUCAUCACAAUCCCGGAAUGGUAGCAGGUAUCGCGGUUGGUGCCGUCGCUGGAGUCUUACUUCUCGUUGGAGCCAUUGCUGGAAUUACGAAAUGGAGACAGAAGCGCAGACGUGAGAGAGUUGGAUAUCCAAGACUGAGUGGCGGACCUGGUGAUUUGGGGGGUAAUGUUGAUGUUUCAGGAGCGAAGAGUGGAAGUGGUGGUGUUAUGGAUGAUGCUGGUAAGUUUCUGCUUUCUCUUUGAAAUGUGAGGUGUUGAAGGAUAUGACUGAUGUUUUAAGAUAGACCCGGAGAGUAACCAUCGUGCUGAUGUGGACAAACUUUAAAGGCCUGGUUGAGAUACGGUCCGGCAGUACUUUCGAGGCGGAUGGGGAGAGAAGUGUAUGUGAAGUGUGGUGGUGGAGACAAAAGUUACGAUCGUUUGGCAUUUUUAUUCGUUGACACAUUCAUUUCUCUAGCGGAAGUUUUGGCUUUCUUGGAGGAAGUUUUUCAUACCGAUUUGCUCAUUCACAUAAGGGGAGUCUGAGACUCAUGAUUCAUAACAUAGGACCUUCGUUUCUAAGGAUUGCUGGAGAGAAUAUCAGAGCAAUGAGUGGUAGCUCGGUGUAUGGGUGAGAAAGGCUCCGCAGGAUUGUAGUUAGGAAAUGUCAUUUUGG
Hymenoscyphus albidus is the source of this 997-nucleotide messenger RNA. The record is from the annotation of a GenBank genome assembly. Lineage: Eukaryota; Fungi; Ascomycota; Leotiomycetes; Helotiales; Helotiaceae.